This is a messenger RNA of Osmia bicornis bicornis, 7831 nucleotides long. RefSeq names its product HEAT repeat-containing protein 1. The transcript is spliced from 11 exons. The record is from RefSeq and is a predicted model, not a curated record. Gene Ontology annotation, molecular function: snoRNA binding. NCBI's taxonomy places the organism in Eukaryota, Metazoa, Arthropoda, Insecta, Hymenoptera, Megachilidae. Gene Ontology annotation, biological process: positive regulation of transcription by RNA polymerase I; maturation of SSU-rRNA from tricistronic rRNA transcript (SSU-rRNA, 5.8S rRNA, LSU-rRNA). Gene Ontology annotation, cellular component: t-UTP complex; 90S preribosome; small-subunit processome. Bases 1256 to 7432 code for a protein of 2058 amino acids.
AUCUAUUUACCAAUAAAAAGAUUAUGGUUUUAACCUACAGUUAUAAUAAAAAAAUAAUAAAUAUAUUUUUAUCACUCAUAAAUUAUUUGUAUCGCAACAUUUUAGAACGUUUAAAAAGUUAAGUUUUUUGACAAGGAUGACGUUAGCAGAGGAACUGAUGAUAAUCGUACUAUACCCUGGAGCGCAUAGCAGUGGCUUUGUUCGUUUGGUGAAUGAACAAGUAAUGCAGUUUUUCAAUAAUUGAAAACAGAUUGUCAUUCAUUAAAGAAGCGAAUUUAUUCUGUGUAUUACUUAGAGAAGUGGAUGAGUUCAAUGGCUGGUGAUAAUAUUCCAAGUCAAAAUUCAAUUAUCAGUGAAACCUGCUAUGAAGAAUUUUACUCGACAUAACAUAAUUCGUAAGAAAUGCAGAAAUGUAGUUGGAUUUUUCUCCUGACUAACGUCCACGGAGGAAAGUUGAAUAAAAGCACGGACUUACAUUAAUAUGAACACAACGCCUUUACAAUUCGUACAAGAAGUAGAUACAGAUAAAACUCUACGUAUAGCAUGUUUAAGCAAUUAAUUUUGCUCCAGAGAACAUUAUGUGUGAUUCUGUGCACCGAAGACAUGCCCCAAGAUUUUACAAUAAAUGGAACUUCAUGAAAAAUCUUGGUAGUGUUUUAAAAUCCUACUGUAUAUCAAUAUUGUCCGAUGUGUAUUAGAUUAAGAAGUGUACUACAAUCCGAAGGUAAUUAAAACAUAAAAAACAAUAUAAAUAACAAUUGAAAAAUUUGGUAAACGGGUCGUAUUGCAAAUGUAUAAUUAUUUGACAAACUUGUACUUUUAAAAGACCGUCAUAAAUUAAAAUUUUUAAAAUUCUAUACUGGCGCCAUCUAUACACUAAUGGCUUGUAGAAGAAAGACUGAUAAAACAGACACGGUCAAAUUUGAAAUUCCUUUUCAUAGGCAAUUUAAUUUUGCAAUUAAUUUAUAAUUAAUGUGUGACACCACCAAAGGCUUCAUAUUCAGGACACAAAUUCAGGACCCCUUGUAAAGAAAGGCAUGUUCAAUUUUGCUUUAUCUGUAGUUACUUGCUGCAAUCAGUUGUAAUGGCUGCUUACAGUGUUAGCACAUGUUUGCGGUUAAUUCAGUGAAUAAUUAGUACAGUACAAGAAAGUUAAGAAUAUCUUUUAUUUACAAGUUAUUACAACAACAUUAUAUCAAACUGAAUAGGUUACAUUUGAUUUUAUUUAAAAGAACGUUAAACAAUAAGUUUUAAGAUGGCUACGUCGCUUGCGGAACAACUAAAGAAGUUAAGAGCACCACAGACAGAAAUAUUGUUACAUGAUAAAAAACGUGCUAGCUUGUUAUUUGACCAAGCAGAAGCAGCUAAUUUAGACAGAGAAACUGUUUUAAAUAUAGGUCAAAAUGGAUUGCAAGAACUGGUGAAAUUAUCAGAUUUAUUUUUAGCCUUUGAGAAAACACUAUUUGCAGAGAGUUCGCUAAAUCUCGAACGUUCUGUACAAGAUAAGAAAGUUAACAAAAAGUUAGAUGAUGAAAUUCAGAAAUUUCUAAUUCUUCUAUCACCUUACUUUCUACUUAAUGUUGCCCAUAAAGCACUUGAAUGGUUGAUACAUAGAUAUCGUAUACAUGCAUUCAAUAAAGAUCAAUUUUUACUAUUAAUUUUACCUUAUCAUGAAACCAGAAUGUUUGCCAGAGCAUUACAAUUGUUAGAUGUAUCGGAUGCAGCUGAUAAAUGGCACUGGUUACAACCUCUUCAAAAACGAGCCGUUCCAUUAGCUUCAAUAACGCUAAUCAAUCGUCUUGGUUCCGAUAAUAGUUUCUUAAAGUUAAUUUGUAACCACGUUAUCACUGCCACAAGGGUAUAUUCAGAGGAAGCAUCAAGAUUGAGUACUCUGUACGCAUUUUAUACCACUUCCGUGUUAGGUGUUAUCGAUCAGCAACCCACUGUAUCUGAAGUCCAAUUAAAUCAUAUGUUACCAACCAUUCUAAAAAGUUUAGAAUGUACAGUUGACGAUCUGGCGGCCAGUAGUUACAUGAUAUUAGGGAAAUUAAUGAUCAAAGUGAAACUGAACGACGAAACUACAGAGAAGUUGCUGUUAAAGAUGUUCAAGAGAACGUAUCUAAAAGAAGAAGCUACGAUUUUGCUAUUUUUCUUGUACAAUGCAUCAGCCAAUCGUCUCAGUACAGUAUCAAAGAGUCUCGCGCUUAGAUUGUCAGAGUUAUCAUGGUUUAUCGAACUAGCCAUUAAAGUUCAAUCGUCCAACAUAAACAUAUUAAAAUUUAUCGUACCUCUGCUGCAAACUAGUUGUCGGGUGAUCUUGGAAGAUCCAUCGGGAACGUUACGUGUCCAAAGGAUGGUGAGCCAGAUUCUGAUGCGAAUAAAAUUGGACAGCACCGGUGUGGACACUAUUUUGUGGAACAUAUUAGAGAAGGAAUUUCUAUCCGCAAACAUAACAGACGAAGCGAAAAAUUUCCUUACGCAAUUGUACCAGUGUCUGGAGAAAACUUAUCCAGAAAGGUUUGACGAUUACUUGAAGAGCCUAAUGAAACGUAGCGACACGGACGACAAUUCAAAGCUGGCAUUGCAGUUCCUUACCUCCUGGCAUUUUGGAGCUAGAGAUACGCAGGAAAUCGUUGGUAUCCUUGAUCGUUUGAUCCACGUUAGCCCGGAACAACGAAUCAUGGCGUUACAGAGCUUGGCGAAGGACAACGUGAAUAUACCUGAAAGCUUUCGGGAAAUGAUUACGAAUACUAUACAAUCUAGAUUCAGCGACAGCGAGGUGAAUGUAGUUAAAGCUUUACUUUCUUUCUCCACGAAACGUCUGACGAGUCUGAUGCCUGUUAAUACGUUAAUCGACGAAUUGAAAGUAUUGCUUUCCUCGUGCCACACCGCCAGCAGGAAGAUACUGGCUAAAAGGGCAUUGGCAAUCUUGUUGGAGCUUUGCGAGGCAGGAGACGAUACCAGCGUGUUUCUCACAGCUUUGCCCUAUCUGUUUCCAUCAAACGACGCGGAUGUGGACAUAGCGAUGGAAGUACUGAAAUCGAACUUCGCUAAGAAGAACGUGUACAUGCAACGCGUGCAGAAGGACUUGGAUAAAUCACCGAACGCCGAAGCGAUUUCUUCAGCAGCCUUUCAUAACGUCCUCGAUUGGGAAUUGCUACCUCCAACAGGCAGUAUAUUGAGUGCUAUGAAGCAACAGAUUGCUCGCGGCGACGCAGCCUCUAUCUUUUUUAAUCUCAUCCUCUUGGGCUCGGUCUGCAGAGUCCCAGUUGGAUCUUUGAACCCUGAGAUAGCUAGAGAGGUGAUCGAAAUGGCCACGUCGAUGAUCAAGAACUUCCCACAGGUGAAAACAUUGCAGAAUUGUAAUAAUAUAACUGGUUACAACAUACAGACCGCCAUCGAGUUGACGUCCCAGGGAGUACUGCCUUUGCAAGUGGUCACAUACGUGUUAGAAAUGGUUCACAGACGUCUCGAUCUGAAAUCUAAUCCUACCAUUGAUUUCGAGAAUAAUCAGCAUCGCAGUAAUCUAAUCUUGAGACUGUUGGAGAUGUUUUUCGAGGGUAUAGGUAACAGGUACUGGUGCAAGCAUUACUCUCGAUGCCUGCAAAUAUUCUUCCAAAGACACUUCACAACCGUGACAGACGUAAUUCGCUUUCUGUCACAGCUUUACGUAAAGCCUGUUAAAGUGCAAACGUCCUUUCAUUGCCUGAAGAUAACCCAAGUACUGCUGGGUCAAUGCAAGUCCAUGCAAUGGGCGUUUCAGGAUAAACAAUUCGUCUCCAAUUUAUUGAUCUCCCUCGCCAGGGAGAAUAACGUUUGUCGAAAUGUCGCGUUAGACGUACUCGAGAAGCUAACUCAAACAGUUCAAUCGACAACAGACUCGUUUUCAGCCUUGUUGCAAGAAUUGGUAAUCAGAAGUCCAGAGAUAUCCAUGGAUCCUGACCAGUUAUCGUUGUCCCUUUACGUCCUACUGUCGCCUGAUCCGGACGUUAGCGGACAACUGAAGUCGGACGUACGAAAGAAUCUUCAGCAAUCGCAGCAAUUGUUGUUCGAGGUCGUGAUGGACCCAAAUACUCCUCUGCACGUGAAAUCACAACUUCUGGACAUUCUGGUCUAUGUCAAUGGACCAACGAUACUUCAACAGCUGGCUCCACUGGGACUACAACUUCUACAGAGCCUUUCCGAAUCCAGGAACAGAUCAGCAGAGAAUGUAUUGAAGAAUAUACUUCAGAGAUUCAACAGUUCAACCGUGACUGCUCUUACCGAGCCCCAAGUAUGGCAGUUGUUUGAAAAAAGCAUAGUUGAACAUAAUAUUAUCAUGACUGCAGGGUCUAGCGUACAACAUUUAGCCAGCGUCGUUCUCUUGAAGCAGAUAGGAGAAGUGUUCUUCGACUGCGCUGGUAAAGUAUCCCCAGAACUUCAGAAGAAGAUCCUCGCUAAACUAGUGGACGUGCUGACCGACAGUGACGCGACCAGCGUCAUUUCCGCGGCUAACAAAGCGACGAGGAAGAUCCGAGUGCAUGCCGAGCUGAUCGUCAACGAGCUACAGAACAUGAAGAAUCUUAAGAACGAGACUGCGAGCAACGCUGACGGAAGGACCAAGAAACGACUCAGUCAUAUUCGUGCCCUUCCAGAUCCAACGAUUAUCAACAAAAGGGAAUGGAAGCGAGGAGUGACCCUAUUGGAAUUCGUACAACGCGCAGACAACAUAGAGCACGAAGAGCUACUUUAUCCAAUUUUAUUCGAUCUACUGAAGACAUGUCUCAGCUUCGAGGAACAGAGUCCCAUCGAGUACACUAAUCAACUACUCUUGUCCACGAUUCACAGGUUGACGGAACAAAAAUUACCGAUACGAGACGCUCAGUUGCACGUCGACAUGAUCACCCAGUGCAUCAGGACGUCGAGGAACCCGCAGACCCAUCAUCACGCUCUCUUGGUCCUGGUGGAGCUAUUGAAGGUGGUGGAUGUCCGAUGCGCUCUGUACACCAUCAUGCCUAUAUUCACCUUCAUGGGUAGCUCGGUUGUGCGUCAAGACGAUGCGUACUCCAUACAGAUCAUCUCCAAGACCAUCGAGACGGUGGUGCCGAUCAUAAACGCAGCGGAGAGCGAGACCCAUGCAUGCGAGGUCCUAAGAACCUUCAUCGUUUCGCUACCUGAUAUACCGGAACACAGACGGACUCCUCUGUUCGUGAAGCUGUUGCAAUUGUUAGACAAUCACUUCCAUUUGUACUAUCUGUUGAGUUUCGAGAGUCACGUUAUGUCGAGUACAAUGCGCAUCACGAAUCAAAAGACACCUGGACAGAGGCUGGAGUUCGCUCUGCAGGUGUCUCAAGAGUUUCCACCCAUGAGGCUCAUCAUGGUAUGCGUGAAAGUGACGCAGUUCAUGAGGGAGCUACCGGUGGACGUAGAGGAGGAAGAUGGCAGAAAAGCUGCGAUUAAUUUUAAGUACAAACACAUCUUCGACGUGGCCAACUGCAGUCCCAAACACCUGAGACACUACAAGUACACCCUGGUCCAGUUUCUGAGUAAUCUUCUCGCUUCACCCGACUUUAUCAGUCGCGUUGCCGAGCUUGAUUCCUCCGAGGUGGAUAAAGCGAGACCUUACUACGAUCAGCUGAUCGUCGAGUUAGUACUAUUGAUCCAGAGUACCUCGAAGAACGCCGACAGGGAUCAAGGAAAACCAAUGGGAAAGUAUUGGAAAGUCUUGCUGCAUCAUCUAUACGAUGUGCUUGAUCUGGUUAACAAUCUACUGCCGAACGCGGUCUUCUUGGUCAGCGUGAAACGUCUGAUAGAACACGAGCUGCCUACGGUGAAGAGGAAGAUCUUGGAGCUUCUGAACACUCGUCUGCAACAACGGAAGUUCAGCGAGGAGGAUCACGUUGAGUUACUGAGCCUGAUCGAGUCUCUGUUAAAAUUGAUCGAGCCUAAAGCAAAGUACGAGACACAGGAACAAGAGAUUAUACAGCAGACCGUCCUGAUUACCCUGAAAUUGUUGGCGAAAUUGUUGGCCACUGAACAUCCAGCAGUGUUUAAACCGAUCCUUGAAAUGACCACCGAGCUUCUGCGAACAAGGGAGGGGCCGGUUUUGGGCAGCGCCGCACUUUGCGUUGCAGAAUUGUGCAGCUCGAUGCGCAUUCACGCGAUACACUCGCUGAAUAAAUUCUUACCGGCGAUUUUACAGUUACUGGAGAAUCAUUGUUAUCAAGAUGUCCCAGACGUGAUAGUCGUCAGCAUAGUCAGCGCUUUGCAGAAGAUAGUCGAGUCUGUGGGUAACUUUCUGUCUCUGUACCUGGACCAGUUGUUGUUCGAACUGGCGAGGUUGAAUUCCUUUUACACUGACACGGAACAUUCAAAGAUUGGAACCGUGGUGUCGCGUUUGAACGCAACGACGCAGAAGCUGUCCAGCUGUAUACCUUUACGAGUCUUACUUCCGGCCGUGAAUAGAACGUAUAUAACGUUACUUACUAAAAAGACGUACCAGUGUAUACCAGCACUUAUGACCGUGUUAGCAGAGUCAUUUAGCAGCGUCCAAUCAACUGAUUUAGCUGCUGCCAUACCCGACUUGGCUAAUUUCUUCUUGAAAGUGUUACAAUUUCGCGAGGAUAUUUCUAGUUCCGAUGACGAUAUGGAGGUGGACGGCUCGGAAUUGACUAUGAAGGACGUGGUGAUGGUGGAAGAAAGCGCUAGUAAGGCUUUGGUCGCUUUGGUAUUGAAAUUGAGCGAGGCCACCUUCAGGCCAUUGUAUUACAAGCUGUACGAUUGGGCCGCCAGGAAUCCACAGUUUAAACUGAGAAGCAUUACCUUCUAUAGACUCUCAGCCAACAUAGCCGAAUGCCUGAAAUCACUUUUCGUGCUGUUCGCUGGUCAUUUCCUCAGGCAUGCUGCAUUAUUAUUGAGCAGCAACAAUCCAGCGAUCAUGGAGGAGCCACAGGAGAUGACUCUGCCCGAGGAAUCGAGCAAGAUCGAAUUAGUAGAAGCUAUCUUAUUGACGCUUUGUCGAGUUUUCAGCUACGAUGCGCAUAAUUUCGUGAAUCAAGAAAGAUUUGACAUUCUGACACAACCGCUUGUCGAUCAGCUGGAGAACACUAUGGGUUCGAAGGAGGAAUACGUGAAGAGAGCCAAUGAAUUGGUCGUGCCUUGCGUCGCUGCCUUUGCUAGCGCCAUUCCUGAUGAUUCUUUGCACAAACAUUUAGUGUAUCAAACGUUGCUGAAGACCAGGCAUACGAAACCGUAUGUCAGGAGUGCUGCGUUAAGCGCGGUGGUUGAAAUUGUAAGGAAGUUAGGAGAAGAUUUUAUGCCACUGUUACCGGAAACCAUACCGUUCCUCGCCGAGUUAUUAGAAGACGAAGACGAAGUUACCGAGAAAUGCGCUCAGAACGCGGUUCGCACACUGGAGGAGAUCCUAGGCGAGCCCUUGCAAAAAUAUUUUUAAAUCACCUUCAUUCAUUAGUUACCUCCACGCUUGUUCUUUUACAGUUUAGAGAAAGGAAGGAGCGAAGAAGACAAAAGUAUUAAGAAAAACAUCCGUUUAUUCUUAACUUAGUCACAGUUCGGACGAAAUAUAGAAUAUAUUAUUUCCUUACAUUAUAAUACAUUAUCGUAUGGUGUGUGUGUGUGUGUAUAUGUGUCUGUGUAUUUGUGGUGUAUAUAUGUUUACGCAAAACACGUGGCAGCACUUAAAUAGGCGCCUGAGUAACUAAAAUAUUGACAGAGAAUUUCUAAACGAGCGGCGUAGAGCGCAUUUAUAGUCUUUCUUCGAGAGUGCCUCCGUCAUUUUCGUACGUCUCUCUUUUCACGAUAAACGUGACACUAAAAAAAAUCAAUCCAAUAA